This is a messenger RNA of Caenorhabditis remanei, 1767 nucleotides long. RefSeq lists its product as uncharacterized. Lineage: Eukaryota; Metazoa; Nematoda; Chromadorea; Rhabditida; Rhabditidae. Gene Ontology annotation, cellular component: cytoplasm. Gene Ontology annotation, biological process: proteolysis. The coding region runs from base 1 to 1767 and encodes 588 amino acids. Gene Ontology annotation, molecular function: calcium-dependent cysteine-type endopeptidase activity. The transcript is spliced from 9 exons. The record is from RefSeq and is a predicted model, not a curated record.
AUGUCAUUUUCCGUGGUAUUCCAGACGACGAAAGAAGACAUUUUCGAAAAAGAAGAGAAGAAAUGUGAGAAGCAAGCCCAAAAACUGAGAUCGACAGGAGGAAUCUAUUUGGAUCCAGAUUUCCCGCCGGAUGACCCAUCGUGUGUUGGAAGAAUUCUGGAUAGAUAUGAUAAGCCAACACUUCAAGAUAUGACGGGUCCAUGGUGUGCACCUCAUACAUUUUCUGAGAGUCUUAACGAUGACUGGUGUGUUUAUAACGAUCCAUGGCCAUUCCACGUGGAACAAGGGAAUCUGGGUGAUUGUGGAUUGAUUGCUGCAAUUCAGUGUAUUGCUAGACGGAAGGAAUUGUUAGAAUUCAUACUACCUGACAGGGAGUAUAUAAAGGAUUGUGGAAUAGUACACGUUAGACUAUUUGUGAACGGGAAAUGGGAAGUGAUCAAGUUCGACUAUCAUAUUCCACAGUACAAUAGAAGACAAGUGUUCGCUCGAACCAAUAACAAUCAGUUAUGGGUGUCAUUCAUCGAAAAAGCAUUUGCUAAAAUCAAAGGAAGUUAUGCGAACCUGAAAGGAAUAAGCUGUACCGAAGCCCUCACGUGCCUAACCGGUUGUCCUUCUACGCUGAUCAUGAUAGACAAGGACAAGGACUUAGAAGAUAUUUGGGAGGACUUUAUUAAAUACUACUCCUCUGGUUUUGUAAUGGCAGCUGCGACACCAUAUAUAGAAGAAGAAUCGGAAGAGAAAAAAGUGUAUGUCGAAUUAAACUUGGAGAAUGGUCAUGCCUACUCAAUUUUGGAUUUCAAACAGCAGGACGAUCAUCGAUUGAUUCUAAUCGGAUCAACCCACGAAACUAGUCCUACGACUACUGAGUUCUUGCCAAUUUAUGAAGACGAAAUCCACAACAAACUGUCUGCUUGUGAUCAGAAAAAAGCUGAAAACAAAUUGUUCUGGUUUCGAAUUGAAGAUUUUAUUCGAUAUUUUUACCGUUUUUACAUUUGUGAAUACAAGGAGCCAAUGUUUGAGAAAUGUUUUCUGCAAAAUGCAAUUAUACCAUGGGAAGCAACUGAAUCAUAUGGAAACCAUGUUUUAUGCCUUGACAUCAAAGAACGUCAGAAGUUUGAAUUCGAAGUUUGUGUUAAACAGAGAGGUACAACAUUCGAAUCUUUGAUUCUGAACAUUCACAAGGGAGCAACAAAAAAUGAUUGUGGAGAAUUGAUUCAUUCUUUCUUAGAAUCAUGCGACCGACUUACGACUGAACCCGUUUUCUUAGACCCCGGAACAUAUACUCUGUUUUCCGUUUACGGCGAACGUUUUAAAGAUUUGUCGUUGGAAUGGAUUGUUAGAAGCCCAACGCCUCUGGAUGGUGUCUCCAUGUAUUUCAACAUGUUGCCAGACUCUGAUUUUGCUGUAAGCCUGCAGACAAUGAUUGCGAAAAAUGGGCUGAAGGAAAAGAAUGAAAAGGAUGAAGUGGUGAUCUACAAUUGGUUCAAAAAUAGAUAUGCUUUAUUUAUGGUGGAGAACUUAUCGGAAACCAAUUAUCUUCAAGUGAGACCGGCUGCAUUGGGCUCAGUUCCACCAAUGUCGCGUCGUUUCGUUGCCAUGUUUUCAGUGCACCCUGCUAAAAAGGAACCUGAACAUUUUGAAAUAAAAUACGAAAUUUUUUCCUGGUACCGGAAUCAUCUGACUCAGCUCCGUUAUAGAUUAGUUUCCUACGUCGACGACCCAGAUGAUGACUGGAUUGGUUUGAAUUGUCCUGUGGCGUUGAAGUGA